This is a messenger RNA of Myxozyma melibiosi, 1201 nucleotides long. RefSeq names its product semialdehyde dehydrogenase. Gene Ontology annotation, biological process: L-threonine biosynthetic process. The record is from RefSeq and is a predicted model, not a curated record. Gene Ontology annotation, molecular function: protein dimerization activity; NAD binding; NADP binding. NCBI's taxonomy places the organism in Eukaryota, Fungi, Ascomycota, Lipomycetes, Lipomycetales, Lipomycetaceae. The transcript is spliced from 3 exons. The coding region runs from base 38 to 1132 and encodes 364 amino acids.
GCCUGAACUUCUCUCUCAGAUCCCUCAUUCAACCGCAAUGGCCCCCACAAAGAAAGCUGGUGUCCUCGGCGCAACUGGCAGCGUAGGCCAGAAAUUCAUCCUCCUGCUCUCCGAGCAUCCAGAGUUUGAGCUCUACAAACUCGGCGCGAGCUCACGCUCUGCCGGCAAGGCUUACAAAGACGCCGUCAAGUGGCGACAGACUGCGACUAUCCCGGAACUUGCGCAGAACCUCGUCGUUGUCGACUGCAAGAGCAGCGAGUUUGCAGACUGCGAUGUCGUUUUCUCUGGUCUGGAUGCUGAUGUUGCUGGAGAUAUUGAGAAGGAAUUCUCGGAAAAUGGACUGGUGGUCAUCUCAAACGCAAAGAACUACCGACGCGUUCCUGACGUUCCCCUCGUCGUCCCGCUCGUCAACACCUCCCAUCUCGAUGUGAUCUCGCGUCGCAUCAAGGCCGCCAACGAGCAAAACCUCCCCAAAUCAAAGCGCGGCUACAUCAUCUGCAACUCUAACUGCUCCACCGCCGGCCUCGUCGUGCCGCUCGGCGCGCUCAUGGAAAAAUUCGGUCCGAUCUCUACCGUCACCGUUACUACCAUGCAGGCCAUCUCCGGUGGCGGAUUCUCCCCCGGCGUCCCCGGCUUUGACAUCCUCGACAACGUCAUCCCCUUCAUCUCGGGAGAAGAGGAGAAGCUUGAAUGGGAAACCAAGAAAAUCCUCGGCAACGUCGGCGACGACGACACGUUCGUUCCCCUCUCCGACAUGAAGGUCUCCGCGCAAUGCAACCGCGUCGCCGUCACCGACGGCCAUCUCGAGUGCGUCUCCAUGGCGUUCGCGUCCGACAAGAAGCCCUCGCUCGAGCAAGUCAAGCAGGCUCUUCGCGACUUCCGCUCAGAAGUCCAGGUCCUCAACUGUGCUUCCGCUCCCAAGCAGGCCAUCCACGUGCUCGAAGAAAACGACAGACCCCAGCCCCGUCUCGACCGUGACCGCGACAGCGGAUAUGCGGUCUCUGUCGGACGUAUCAGAGAAGAUCCGGUCUUGGACUUCAAGUUCGUCGUACUCUCUCACAACACCGUCAUUGGCGCCGCUGGUUCUGGCAUAUUGAUCGCCGAGACUCUUUUGGGCCGCGGAUUGCUGUAAAAAGAAAAGUUCCCAUAUCUUGAAUUAUAGAUAGUCCUAAUGAAAUAUACACCCUUCUUUGUUUAUAAA